This is a messenger RNA of Schistocerca serialis cubense, 2353 nucleotides long. RefSeq names its product allergen Cr-PI-like. The transcript is spliced from 10 exons. NCBI's taxonomy places the organism in Eukaryota, Metazoa, Arthropoda, Insecta, Orthoptera, Acrididae. Bases 47 to 2062 code for a protein of 671 amino acids. The record is from RefSeq and is a predicted model, not a curated record.
GCGAGGUAGCCCGCUGCAGGCCCAGCACCAGCCGCCAGCUGCCGGCAUGUGGUCGACGCUCCUGCUGUCUGCUCUCUUCGCCUGCGCCUCCGCCGCCGCCCUCGGCGGCUCCACGGACGGUGCCGACUUCGCCCAUCAUCAGUUGGAGGUUCUGAGGCUCUUUGCCAAGAUUCAGCAGCCGGUAUUGAUCCCAGAACACGAUGAAGUGUUGAAGGCAUUUAAAUGGGAAUCCAUGAAGGACAAAUUCAAGGAUCCCACCGUGCUGGAACACUUUAUGUACCUGUACGACCAUCACGUGUUCCUGGAGAGAAACAAGGACUUCAGCAUGACGUAUAUGGCACACUUCUGGCAGAUGAAGCAGCUGUACAAAGUUCUUCAUUCUGCCACCGACUUCGAAACUUUUUGGAAGAUGGCGGUGUGGAUGCGCUACCACAUGAACGAGAGGAUGUUCGCGCACGCGCUGUACACCGUCCUGCUGCACCGCGAGGACACGCACCACAUGAUGCUGCCGCCGCCCUACGAGGUCUUCCCCGAGUACUUCGUCACCAGCGACGUCAUGCAAAUGGCCUACGACGCCCAUCUCAGAGGCCUGGAUACUAAAGAGGAUGCCCCUUACAUCAUCGAAGCCAACUACACGGGCUGGAUGGAGGCGCGAGACACGGAAUCCGUGCUGUCAUACUUCCGGGAAGACGUUGGGCUCGCUGCAUACUGGGCUUUCUUCGGAUACAAGUUCCCCUUCUGGGUGAACACCACAGAGAGCUCCCAGCCCAUGCUGCAGCACCGGGGCCGGCUCUUCUACAUCCUGAUCCGGAACCUUCUGGCUCGCUACGACAUGGAGAGAUACUCCCGAGGCAUGCCACCCGUGUGGCCGGUCGAACUGUGGGAGCCCGUUGAGGGUUACGAUCCGGAGAUCAGGCACCAAAGUGGACACGAGUUCCCGGCCCGCCCCGAGGGUCUCAAGCCCAGAAGUACUGACGUGUUGUCCAUGGAAGACCUCAUGGACUGGGAGAGGAGAAUUCGCGACGGCGUCGCCAUGUCAAUUUACCUGGACGAUAAAGUACAAAUCCAGCAACUGAAUGAGGAGAACGCAAUGAAAAUGAUUUCUCUCAUGCUCAAAGGUGGUGAAGAUUCACCGAAUAUAAAAUACUAUGGUUCCGUAUACUAUGGGCUGUUCACCAUUUUCGGACAUCUGAUGGAUCCGUAUCACAAAUACGGAAUGACGCCAACCGCUCUCGAGAUUCCGGAAACGAUGACGAGGGACCCACUGUUCUACAGAGUCUUGAAGCGCAUGUGGAAGGUAAUGGACGGAUACAAGAAUACUUUGCCGCCAUACCACAAGGAGGACCUGAUGGUACCGGGUGUAAAAAUUGAGAGCAUGAAGAUGGACAAACUCAUGACGUAUUUUGACGACUUCGAUAUUCACGUCGAUAACGCAAUCGAUGUGCAGAAGAUCGAGGAUGCUGGCAAGGUGAACGUGAUUGCGCGCCAACACAGGCUCAACCACAAACCGUUCACUUGCCUAUUGAAGAUCAGCAGCGAGAAGGAGAUGAAUGCCGUGGUGCGCCUCUUCCUGGGACCGAGUGACGGCUCCGGCAAGAUCUGGACGGGUGACGACAUGAGGCACCACUUCUACCUGCUGGACGCCUUCGAGGUGAAGCUGAAUAGUGGUGAGAACAGUAUCGUGCGCGGCUCGCGCCAAAUGUUCCUCGUUGCGGAGGAGGCAAUGGCCUUCCGCCAGAUGCUGAACAGAGUGGAGGCGUCGCUGAAAGGAGGGGAGAAGCUGUCGCCAGGGGCGGACAAGGAGAAGUACGACGGAUUCCCCCAUCGCCUGCUGCUGCCCCAGGGCCGCCGCACCGGCCUGCCGGUCACGCUGGUCGCGAUCGUGACCGACUCCAAGGGCAACGGCUGGGAGGGCCAGAGGAUCACCGACCACCGGGACCCCUUCUUCCCCAUGGACCGGAGGCUCUUCAUGUGGGAGCUCGAGACUGUGCCGAACGCGCACGUCGAGCACGUGAAUAUCUUCCAUCGCAGCAUGAAUGAGCUGAACGUCUCUGAGGAAUGAGGUUCGCUGCUCUGCCUAGCUUCACCGAACUCCAACAUCAGACAGUGAGGUUUCAAAGUAUUGCCCGACUGUUGUGAUUAUGGAGUACCGCACACCGUUUGUAUUCCGUGAUAGUAUGAGUAGAGGCAAUUAAUGAACUUGUUAAGUAACAGCUACUUUCCUAUCGUUCUCUUGUCCCUCAGUCGUAUUGUGUUGGCAGACAUUCAUAAUAAAUGAUUACAGAUGGUUAUUUGGGUGUCCCUGCAAGAUUGUUUUGUAACUUUUUAAGAAAAUAAAAAUUUUUCAACUCAA